This is a messenger RNA of Habropoda laboriosa, 563 nucleotides long. RefSeq names its product histidine-rich glycoprotein-like. Bases 9 to 563 code for a protein of 184 amino acids. NCBI's taxonomy places the organism in Eukaryota, Metazoa, Arthropoda, Insecta, Hymenoptera, Apidae. The transcript has a single exon. The record is from RefSeq and is a predicted model, not a curated record.
GGGUUUAUAUGGUGGUGGUGGCUGGUGGUAACGUUGGUGUGGUGGUGGUUGCAGAUCACGGGCUCGAUGAGGCAGAGGGCGCGGCUUACCACCACCACCACAGCCAUCACCAGCAACAUCAUCGGCAUCGUCAUCAUCAUCCACUAUCCGUUCCUCCUCCUCACCAUCACCAUCAUCAGGCGCUACAGGAAGACGAGCAACAACAGCAAGAACAGGGCCAACAGGCGACCACCACGUCAACGACAACCAGUACAACCAGCAACAGCAGCGGCGGCGGCAGCAAGUAUCAUCAACGGAGCCCGGCUGACUACAGGCAGCAGAAGUUGAUACGCGAUCAUCAUCAACAGCACGGUUACAGGUGUCCCCUUUGUUGUAGGACAUUGCAGGAUAUCAGCACAAUGAGGGCUCACUUGGAGCAUCAUUAUCCGCGUGAUUCGCCUACAUGUCCGGUCGCCUCUUGCGCCAAGACCUUUUCUCACCCGAACAGCGUCAGGAAUCAUAUGCGUUUGAAGCAUCCGGUGCAAUGGGAUCAGAUAAAGACGCUCAGAUGGACUUACGUCUGA